AGGUACAAUGGGAACUUAGCUAACUAAAGUGAACUAUUUCGGUUUUUACUUGUAUAUAUCGUGAGUUUUGUACAAAAUAAAAGACAAGCUGCUUGUGUUAUAACUCUAUGUUGUGCUGUUGGUGCAUUUCCAUCUUCUAACUUCUACUGCUGUGCCAGUUUCCCGUCAAAAUAAAAAUGCAAAGCUUUGGAAAUAAGGACAACCCUUGCAAAAGUUUUGCUCCAAAUAUUUUCAACAAAAAUAAAUGUCAAAAUUGUUUUCGACCAAGAGAAACGCAUCUCAAGUCGGAUAAAGAUCUCAACAAAGCUAAGCCAGUGUAUGGUGGAUGGCUUCUUUUGGCUCCAAUUGGAACCGAUUUCUCCAAUCUUAUGCACAAGAAUCGAAAAUGGCAGCGAAGAUGGUUUGUCCUUUUCGAACAUGGAGCCUUGCGUUAUGCACUUGAUGAUAAUAUGUCAACAGUGGCACAAGGAACUCUUGACAUGAACAAAUGCACGGACGUAAUUUACGCGGAUUCAAUAACCGACCAAAAACAUUCGCUCUGCAUCACGCUGCCUGACCUGCGUUAUUUCAUCCGUGGAGAAAGCAAGGAAGAUAUAAUGGGAUGGCAUGACCAACUUGUGAUAUACCCUGAUACAAUAAAGGAAGAAAAAAUGAUGAAAAAGAGAUUUUUUAAACGAAAAAGUGAAGGACCUGCCAAACCACAACUGGAAUUGGUCACAGCGACUAGCUUUUCAGCUCCUAACACUCCAUUGAGCAAAACGAAGCAAACUCAUAUAAACAACCCAUCACAACUUACAAAGCUACAGAGCCCAGAUGAGGUGAAGCCAUAUUUACCUGGCAGUCCGAGGUUACAUCGAACCAGAAACGAUUCGAGUUCUUCCGCGAACUCUGGCAUCAAAAGUCCUAUCUCCGACCGAAUGAGCGGCUUUGGUUCCCCUCCCCCCACACGUGCGUAUAACUACAGGAAAGAUCCAGAAAAGUUAAAAAUAUCGGCCAAAGAUCUUCGCAGUGGAAGCAGGAAUAAUGAGCCAUACCAAAGCGAGCAUACCAACAGUGAAAGUUCGCUUCAUUCUGUUCGUAAUGACAGUGCAACCAACGUGACCAGCACUGACAAUGCAUCUCUACUGUCAACCAAGCUGCAACGAAACAUCAGCGUUUCAACAAGCUCCCUUGACUCCAGCACCAGCAGUCACAGUUUGGCUGACAGCACUGAUGGGAGUCAAGCAGGCACUGGUGGAAAGAAGAAGCAGUUCAAGGAUUACCACAAUCUUGCUGAUGUUCCAAAAGCUAAGAGGAUUUCAAACAAACAUUUUAAAGAAAAAAGAAAGGAGGUUGAGAAACGAUCUCGAGCGAGGAGUCCGGGUCGUGAAGAGGUUGAUCGUAUCUUUGGGAGGGAGAGAAGAAGGUCGAGGGUCAUCGAGGUCUUCCCGUCCGACAACAAAGAGAACAACGAACCCCCUUCCCCCGUUGUAACAGAUGGAACCCCAACACCCCAUAGUGUGGAUACCCCAACUUCAACCCUGGUUAAAUCACCCCCACCCACCCCAUCUACACCCAGGGAGCCCUCCACCCCACGUGAUAACGAAGAUAGACGGGGCAGGAGUAUAUCAAGAAGGUCUACUAACAUGAAACAGGGUACGCAGUCAGAACAGCCCAAGUCAAGGAUUGAUUCGAGACGAGCCAAGUCACUUGAUAGGAAGUCGUACGAAUCGUUAACUCUCUCUCCUGACUUAUUCAAUGUAAAGAAAGGUUGGCUCACCAUGCUUACUGAUGGUGUAUGGAAGAAACACUGGUUUGUUUUGGGAGAUAAAAGUUUACGUUACUAUCAAGAUUCGACAGCUGAGGAUACAGCAAACGUUGAUGGAUCUAUUGACUUAACCACUUGUUCCAAUGUUAGUGUGAUUGAAGUACAACGGAAUUACGGUUUCAAAAUACAGCUUGCAAAUACCGACCACCAUCUUGCUGCUAUGACAGCUGGCAUUAGAAGAAACUGGAUUCGCGCAAUAGAAAAAUCAUCUGUACCUGAUGCUACUAAGGAAGAAGAUGACACUCAGUCAGGGAAAUCAGAAACAAUUGAUACUUCAUCUAAGAAGUCUAAAGAUUUGGAAGACCUAAGCGUCACCGAGCGCUCCCAGAGGAGGAGAGCCCGCAUCCGGGAUCGUAGGAGAGAGGGAAGAUCAAGAACUUUCGAUUUCGGAGAAUUCAGACCGUUAGCCACACAAGCUCUUGGUAUGGACCCCACUGUUAAUGAUAAUACCCCUGAUAUUCAAACAACUGAAAAAGAAGACAAACCAACUACAGAUGUUAAGGCGCGUUCACGAACGUUUGAUCAAGACACUUUACUUAACGAUGUAAAACAUAAGAAGGCAAGUGAAAGUGAGACACAGAAAGUUGAAACUAAACAGCCGGUCAUUACUCCGAGAAAGAAUGCUCCGAAACUGAACCAGAAUGACCUGUGGAGGUCGAUAGAGAGCGAGUGGGGAAAGAUAGAAGCUGUGGAAGUUGAAAUAUUAAGCGCUGAUGUUCCACCAAGUCCUAUCACACAAACAGCAACCAUGGUUAAAGCUUUGCAGUCUGAGGUUGAUUCAUUGAAGAAACAAAUGGAACGAGUCAAUAUUGAAAGAACUUCUUCAGUUGAAGAUACUUUGUCCGAGGGUGGUCGUAGUUCAGUGAACACGGAUUCAAACAUCAUCGAAGACUCAAAACUUCGAACAAAAGUUGAACACCAAGCUACAGUUAUUGAUAAACUUAAACAGGACCUUUCAUCAAGCCAUGAGUCUCUACGCAAGCAAAGUGGGGAACUACGGGAGUGCGGGAUGCAGCUCGAUAUUUCACUCAGUGAAUCACAACUUGUUGAAACGCAACUUGUCAACGCUCAGAAUGAAAUUCAGCUGCUUAAAAGUGGAAGAGAUGAACAAACUAAGGAUCACAAAAGGAAAAUGGAAACUCUCAUGACACAGUUGGAAAGCAGUGAUGCACAAUUAAAAACCACGGAAACACUGCUACUUGAUGCACAGAGAAAGAUUCGCGAACUUGAAAGGCAAGCCACCUUACAUAAAGACCAUAAUAAGGAGGAAGCUUUGCUCCACGAUCACAUUAAGCUCCUCCAGCACCAAGCUGAGGAGCAGGAGCUGGAGAUGCGGGAGAUGCAGGAAUCUUAUGAGGAGAAGUGUCAGAGCGAGAAGAAACUGAAGGAUCGGCUCAGUCAAGUGGAGGAAUAUAUGUCAACUUACGAAGACAAGUUAGCCGACAUGCAAGAAGCUUUGAAGAACACGGAUAAAGAUCUUAACAUUAUAUCAACACAUAGGUCUGACGCUCAACAUGAUGUGAACAAGUUGUCGGCUGAUUUGAAAACAUCCCAGGCAGCCACAACAAGGCUGGAGGAUAAAGUUGCAAAACUUAUCGCACAAAAUCAGGUGGACGAAGACUGCAAUAAAACAUUACAGGAGCAACUUCACAAAGAGAAGGAAACUUGUAAGAAGCUUCGUAAGAUUCUUGAAGAGCAUGAUGAUGUCGUGUCUGCCAAUGAAAAACAACUUCAUGAAACAAAACAAGCGUUAGAUCAGUAUUCCCUUCAACUCCGAAUUGCCGAAGAAGGACGACUUGCUUCACAGAGGACGGUGCAUGAUCUCACUGUCGAACUAAGGAAAGCUAAAGAUGAGAUACAGAAACAAAAGCAAAGUACGGAUCAAGUGACGCGCGACCUUCGUGCACGACUUACCACGGCUGAGAAGGAACUUACUGAUAUCGAAGAAAUUCGACUGAAACAUAAAGAUGCUCCGGAAAGUAGCUUUAAGGCAAAGUUAACGGAGUUAGAAGCGGAGAUGGGAGGCACAGGUCAAAUGAUAGCUGCUCGUUUGAGCGCCCUCGAGCGUCCAAGACGAGACUCGGAUUCAUCAAAUGCUUCCGAUAAAGAAACUUCUUCACAAAAGCUACAUCGGUUGGAAGCUGAAAUAGAUCGAAAGAACAAAGAAAUUAAAUCAAUGAAUGAACAAUUCAAAGAAAUGGAACAACGAGAGAACGAAGCGAACGAAGAAUUCACCAAAAAAUUAAAUGAGUUACGAGCGAGGCAAGAUGAGACGACAAAGGAUCACGAACUGUCCAUCGCUGAAGUGAGGAGCGGGAUGGAAGAAGUUGAAGAAAAACUCCUCUGUACACAAGAUUGUCUUCGGGAGCUUCAUAAGCGAGCAUCCGGACUUGACAGGAGUGAUCCAGAGGUUACUGUGAUGUUGGAAUCUGUGCUUCGUGAAACAUUAAAACUCGCAUCUGGUGAUAUAAGUGCCAUGUCACCAAGUUUGAGCGAAAACCGCCGAGUCACUGACGCUGAGUCACGACAACAACACCAACGAACGAUGUCACGUCUUCGACAACUCACAGAGAAACUUAAAAACUCUGACGGUCGCCUCGUCAGCCCGUCUGCCUCCCCCGUUUCCUUCCAUCGACCGCAUGAUUUACCCAUCUCUCCUUCAACAUCCGGGAUCGUGAGCGAGGAUGUGGCCGUCAAACUCUUCGCAAAGCAGAUCAGCACACAAGCGAUGCUAUUGGCUGAGAUGGCAGCCACGUUACGACGCAGCCAAUCAUCUCCCUCGCUUGUAUCAGUGGGUCGAAGCCAACUCAACCGUAACCACAACAACCGACAAGCUUCCCCAUCACCCCAACUUACCUCAGCAGAGUUCUCAGAUCUUAGACAACCCAACGCAGGUGGUUUGUUACAACACGUUGAUACACUUGCACAAAAACUGACACUAGAGGGCAUGCUAAUGCGCGAAAUAUCUCGUCUACGUGAGUCGUGGUCGGCCAACCGUGGUAGGGGGGCAAAAGUGGGGGGAGGGGUUGCGCAAUCUGAGUUUUCAAGCGCUAUAGUUGCACAUGCGCACAUUAGUUAUGUAUUGCAGGUUUACAACGAGCGAAUAUCCCGCCUUUCCCUCGAAGCCAGGCAAGCGCGACAUCGAGCAGAUUCAGUCAUGCGGAAACUACGUGAACUCGUCCAUGCGUGUAAAACACAAGACCUUGAAGCAGUAUCGAACCUCGCUGUGCAAGUUGAUACGGAUUCCAUCACUCCUCCUUAUUCUGAUGUUCCAUUAUGGGAGCAACAGGUUGAUUACGGGACCCUCCAUGGAGCGCAAUCCACCCCGUCACCCGUAGCAACAGAGGCGAUGUACAUGGAGCAAGAGGCGAGUUUCUUCCAACAUCUUGCCGAUGAUAUUCAAUGUAUGUCGGCCGAUGUCCAAUCUUUGACUAAACUUGGAACGCAACUCAUACUUUCUGAUGAAAGUUUGCAAAAAUUUCUUCAUCCGAAUGAAAUAGGCGAACACGCAUCAGCUGUUGCCCGCGAAGCCAUCGUACAAGCUGAAGUGAUUUAUAUUUCACACAGAUUAAGGCGAGAUUAUGACGAAGAAUUACGGAAAGCGAAAACUGCUGUUUCGGAACAAGCCAAACACUAUGAGGCGCUGUUGAGUAAAGCUAAAAAUGUUGAAGACACUUCAGCUGCUAAGCUUCGUCAAGUUACAGAAGAACAUAACGCAAAGGUUCGUAGGCUGAUGCAAGAGACUGAAAAAGUUGAAAACGCACGAGCUGAACUUUCAAAGAACACGGAACAAACGCUAACGAGAUUUAAAAGGAAACAUGAACAGGAGCUUGCCUCAUGUAACAGCAAGCAUGAACAGGAAUCUGCUGUGUUAAGAAAAGAGAAAUCUUCAUUGAAAAACCAGCUUGAUACAAAGACAAAGGAAUAUAUGACAGAUGUAAAUGAAUUAAGGCAGAGGUUGCAACAAAUACAAGUACAGAACAGGGUUGAAGGUGAUAAACUACGUGAAGAUUAUGAGAAAAAGUUUGAGAAAGUAAAAGACGAAUGUGUAAGGGAUGUGGAAGAAUUAAAGAAAGAACAUCACAAGAAAUUGAACGAGGUGAAUGAGCGCCACCUAGCUGACAAACAAAAGCUUAAUGAAGAGCUCCACCAUGUGGGGAAGAUAAAGAAGAAAGAAAUUGAAAUGAUCGAGCGAAGACAUGAGAAGGAAAUACAGAGGAUUGAAGACGAACAUCAUGAUGAGCUGCGACAAGUGAACCGUGACUCGAAGACGAGAGCUGAAUCUUUGAAGCGUGACUUUGAUGAUGUCAUACAACAACAGAAGUCCGAACACAAGAUGGAGAUAGAGAGAGUGCGCGAAUCUUCUGAGAUAUCAGCUAAGGAGAAAAUCAAAGAAAAAUUGAAAUUGAUGAAAGAGGAGCAAGAGAAAGUUCUGGAAACUCGAGAAAAACUUCAUUCUGAGCAGCUUGAACGAGAAAAAGAGGUGUGGACCAAAGAAUUGAGGCAGCAGUGGGAAGAGGAGAAAUCGAAAAGUGAAGAAACGCUUCCCCCACCCUCCCAUGCGAGGUCGAGCUCCUUGACAUCGGAGAGCGAAAGCAAGGAAGCAUUGCUCGCUCGUAUUAUGUCGUUGGAAGGACAGAUCGACGUGAUGCGAGAGAAACCAGGUGAUGAACAAGGGAGCCAUGAAUAUCAGAAACAACUGGAAGAAAUAAAAGAACUUUGCGACCAAAGUUUCCACUGUAUUGAAGAAACUCAUUCAAAACAGAUUGAGGAGCUGAUUAGUGCACACGAGAGGGAGCUAGAGAGACUACGAGAGGAAUUUUCCGAGGAACGAGCGAUUGAUAAAGAAGAUACGAAGCGAGCUAUUGAUGUUAUGUUAAAGCAUCAUGAAGAGGAAAUAUCGACCAUGAGAUCGCAGUUAAACGAGAAACAACCGAAAGUUGGUUCAACGAAUGGAAAACUAAGUCGGGAAGUUGAAAAGUUGAAAACCGAGCUCGAGACAUUAUCUGAACAUUAUUCGCGUAAAUGUGUUGAACUUGCCAAUUCACACGAGCAUAACCAGAAGCUGGAUGACGUAGUGCGUGCACUGGAGCGUGAAAACCAACGCACCCAAGCGAGGAAUAACGAACUCGCCGGUAGUUUGCAGGCUGAGUUGCGUUCAAUCCAACCACCAGGUGUCGGUAAAGAGCAACAAGCUGGCGACCUUUAUCAGUUGGAGGUGAUGUUACGAGUCAAGACUUCAGAGAUCGAUUAUUUAAAGCAAGAGGUUGAUUCUAUCAACCAACAACUUGAAGAUUGCUUUCAAGAAAAGAGACAAGUGCAGAAGAAACACCAAACACUAUUCGACGAGUUGACUCUUUCCCGGUCAAAGGAGGCGAUUUCACGAAGGGAGGUUGUUCGGCUGAAGGAACAGCUUCGUUCUACCGAUGAAGAAGGGGGAGGGAGUGGCGGUGAAGGAAGAGCCACUUCGAGCGGUUAUGAUUUCCAGAAAUCCCGCAGUCAACCUGACUUCCCCCCACCUUCUAACAAAGCGGGGUCCUCGUCUGUUACGUCACCAGUGACGUCAGUGAAACGCCGAAGCUCAGAUCGUGGCAACCGAUCAAAGGUGUGACCAUUCGAUUUGACUGGUAUGACGUCACAGCUGUGAUGCGCACUGCCGACCUUGUGUCUGCAUUGAGACCACCUCACCCCACACAGAUACGAAGCUAGCUUCUUCUAUGACAAACCGCUGCCUCAUGUGCCAUGCUUGCUAUCUCGGGGAAAGCCCCGAAGUAACGACUCCUUCGUUCCAGUGAAGCUUUUGUAAAAAAGUUCCGAAAUAAGAAACGACCGAAAAAAACGAAACAAAAAAGUAAUCUUGAAAAAAUAUAUAUUUUGUCUCUUCUUUCGUCACUUUGUUUUGUCGCCUGGUGUUAUAUUCUUGAAUCUCUUCGAUUCCGUUGGAGCGGAGUCGGUUCUUUUCAUCCUCGUACAGUCUUAACAUUGUGCUAAUAAUAAGUUUAUUAACCUACUUUUCUACAUGUUUACCAUAUGAGGGGAAAUCUACUCUGAUCAGGUGCUGCGGUAUCUUCAGGUGCCUCGUUCGUUUUAACCAGUAUUAUGCUCCUGGAAGGUCGUCCAAGUAUCUUUUACGACUUCGAUGUUGUUGUGUUCAUUUUCGACUUCAUCAACUUUUAUUUGUUGUUUUGUUUUCACACCAAGGUUAUCGUCUGCCAUAAUCAUAUAUUACUAACAAGAAAUACAUAGAAAAGUGUAAACGUUG
Ciona intestinalis (vase tunicate) is the source of this 8069-nucleotide messenger RNA. NCBI's taxonomy places the organism in Eukaryota, Metazoa, Chordata, Ascidiacea, Phlebobranchia, Cionidae. The record is from RefSeq and is a predicted model, not a curated record.